UGCGCAGUAGAGUAGUCUCGCAAAAAAAAGGGGGCUGUCGGUGUUGGUGUUAUUAUUUUUGUGCUCGACAAUAGCCGAGCGUCCCACGGAAUUGCCUUUGCGACACGGAGGUAAAAGUGAGCUCUCGGACUGCUGUGACAAACGGGCUGCCGCUAUGGGCGCCGCUCCGAGCACCGAGGCGGAACGGGAGCCGCUUCUCGCUCCCACGUCCGCCGCCGGGACUACCAACAGCCAGCCGGCGGUCAACAGUCGGGUGUACGGCAGAAGAUGGCUGGUUCUGACCCUGUUCUCCCUGCUGGCACUGAUGCAGGGCAUGGUGUGGAACUUCUGGGGGCCCAUUCAGAACUCGGCGGCCAAGGCUUACGGGUUCAGCAAGUCGGACAUCGCGGUGUUGGUGCUGUGGGGCCCGGUGGGCUUCGUCCCCUGGCUGCUGUUCAUGUGGUUAAUGGACAAAAAGGGAUUACGGGCCUCCCUGCUUCUCUCUGCCUUCUUCAUGCUGCUAGGAUCGACCAUGCGAAGCAUCCCGCUGACAGACCUGCACCUCAGACGAUGGUUAAUCCACGGAGGGCAGUUCCUGAACGGUUUGGCCGGGCCGACCAUAAUGAGCGCCGGACCCUACCUCUCCACCACCUGGUUCGCCCCCGACCAGAGAGCGACAGCAACGGCCGUGGCCUCGCUCGUCUCCUACCUGGGAGGCGCCGCUUCGUUUAUCGUGGGGCCGCUCGUCGUUCCGGCCCCCAACGACUCGCUGGAAGGCGGCGCGACGCCGGCGCCGCUGUCCCCCGCCUUCAUCCAGCGCAGGAUCCAGCUGGUUCUGUAUGCAGAAUUGGCUGCGAUCGGGGGGCUUUUCGCAGCCGUCCUGCUCUACUUCCCGUCACGCCCGCCGGUGCCUCCCAGUGUGGCCGCAGCGAGCCAGAGGCUCAGUUACAGGAGCAGCAUCUGCAGACUUCUCAGCAACUUCCGCUUCCUGAUGAUUGCCUUGGCCUAUGCCGUCCCCACAGGAGUGAUUGGCGGCUGGUCUGGAGUCCUGGACAUGGUCCUUACACCGGCCAAAGUCAGCCAGGUGGAUGCAGGCUGGAUCGGUUUCUGGUCUAUUGUCGGCGGGUGUGUGGUUGGAGUAGCAAUGGCCAGAUUUGCAGACUCCAUCCGUGGGAUGCUGAAGCUGAUCCUGGUGCUGAUGCUGGCUGGAGCCUCGCUGUCCUCCACAUGGUUUACACUCACCUGUUUGAGCACAAUUACCCACCUCCCGGUAACUCCAGCCAUUCUCUACACGUCCUGCAUCCUGGUUGGCAUAUUUAUCAACAGCAGCGUGCCGAUAUUCUUCGAGCUCUUCAUUGAGACGGUGUACCCGGUCCCUGAAGGCAUCACCUGUGGGGUCGUCACCUUCCUCGGGAACUUAGCGGCCGGCUUGCUGCUCUUCUUCCUCACCUUUUACCCCACAAACUUGUCAUGGCUGAACUGGUGUGUAACCGGCUCGUGUCUCUUCAGCCUUGUCCUCGUCCUCUUCUUCAGGGAGUCGUACGAUCGUCUCUACCUGGACGUCUUUGUCUCUGUGUGACACCGAUGAGGCAAAAUCCAGGCUGUUUAAUACCCGUUCUUGCACAAUGAAGAGGACAAAAAGGGACAUGAAGAGCAAGUUGGGAAGCUUAUUCUCUUCGUAAGGACAUGUGUAUAUAUAUAUAUAUAUAUAUAUAUAUAUAUAUAUAUAUAUAUAUAUAUAUAUAUAUAUAUAUAUAUAUAUAUAUAUAUAUAUACCUGUAAAGGUGGUGAGGGAAGCAUCAUUUUGUGCACCUUAGAAGUAGAUAUGGUUCUAUGAAGGUUUGACCUCUUUUCUUAAUGGUUCCUCUGCUUGUCCGUCAGCAAAAUAAUGUUAAUGAUUUCUCCUUCUGAGGUAGACGCUCCUAGAUGAGCAGUUUGCUGUUUACAAAUGGUUUAAUAUAUAAAGUCAGUCUCGGAGGCGUUUCCACUCGUCCCUAAAGUGAGCAGACACCUUCCUAGUUUACAAAUGGGACGUCGAGCUGAAUCCCGUUCAACACUGAGCAUCUGUCCUGCACAAAAGAAGUAAGGCCAACCAUGGACUAGUUCCCUCAGCCAAUGAGCAGGCCCGGCUGUGUUGAGCCAAGCAUUAAAAGAGGACCUCCUUGUGUUUUGUUGCCCUGCAAACUGCCGGCUGUGACUCACCGGGGGGAGGCUUAACUGGCCCGACAGCGUUUAGCGACCUGUGAUAUUGCCCGUCAUCGAAAGGGAGGCACUUGAAUUGUGUUUUAUCACCCUUUCAGAAUGAACAUUAUGCAUAAAAAAAGCCAUCAGAUCGACGACUGGAUGCCAGCCAAAGACACGGACUGUGACUGGACACACCUGCGCUUCUCACUUGGAUGAAACCUUGUUGGCGUUUUCUUUUCAGUUGCACAGACCAUUUACAACUAAUUACGUUCACAUCUGGAAGAUUUCAUUUUUUUAUCUAACAUGAAUUUGUUUUUUUUGUUUUUUUAAUUAUUCACUUUUCUUUCUAAGCAGUGUGCCAGUAUUUAUUGAGAAAAAAAAAAAAACGCCUCAACACUAACAAGCUUGACAGCCGGAAGCAAGAAGUUUGAUGAUAGACUUUUUUUUUUUAUAUAUAUACAAGUUGUGCGGACAACAUUUUGUUCCAAGCUCCUCGAUCACGGCACCAGCAGCUUCCUUUACUACAAACUGACUAAAAGGCUGCCAGGAAAAGGACGCAAAGUAGCCACUCUCAUGGACUUGUUGACUGAUGAAACUAAAACUACAACAAAAAGCUUCACUGAUAUCAAUAAAGCAGAUCUCCACUGCAGAAAACAAGAAAAACUUUUGUUUUUUUGUCUUAACAUGUUCUUUUUUUGGUGUUUUUCCAGAAGCUGCAGGAAGCAUUUUUAUGUUUUCCCUCUGGAGAUAAAGGAGGCUGUGUAAUUUGUUCCUGGUGCUGUUUUUCCUCUCUCGCCUUGUAAAGAAAAGGAUCUCUUUUACCUACAGAUGUGUUGCCUUAAUUGCCCAGUGCAGUGCAUUUAGACCCCCCCCCCCCCUCCACUCCCCUUCGUCUACACUGUGAAUAUUUUAUCUCUGGACUAUGUAAAAGGUCAUUUUCACCUGCAUUGUUACCUACACUUUGGUCCCACUGUGGAGUGUCCUGGGGUUUGCUUAUAACUUUGACCUCUGUAGACUAAAACAAACACAGCUGUCGCAAUUGAACAGUACCUUAUUAAAAUGAUCAUUUUACAAAA
Molecule: messenger RNA, 3239 nt
Organism: Fundulus heteroclitus (mummichog)
Lineage: Eukaryota; Metazoa; Chordata; Actinopteri; Cyprinodontiformes; Fundulidae
Gene: slc49a4
Product: solute carrier family 49 member 4
Exons: 9
Coding region: 155-1558 (467 amino acids)
Biological process (GO): transmembrane transport
Cellular component (GO): intracellular membrane-bounded organelle; membrane
Molecular function (GO): transmembrane transporter activity
Source: RefSeq, a predicted model, not a curated record